AUGGCAGAGGGCAAAGCGAUCGGUAUUGUUUUAUUUUAUAUCCGUAACACAACUUUUUGGCCCAAGUGGUUCCUGGCCUAUCUCAAAGAGGCCGAAAAGCGUCACCGUCCGAAACCGGCCUACAUGAAGAAAUAACCGGAUAUCAACCACUCGAUGCGCACCAUUCUGGUGGAUUGGCUCGUGGAGGUUUGCGAAGAGUAUCGCUUGCAAAGUGAAACUCUCUAUCUGGCAAUUUCCUACAUUGAUCGAUUCCUCAGCUUUAUGUCAGUAGUUCGCGCAAAGCUGCAACUGGUUGGCAUUGCUGCCAUGUUCAUUGCUGCGAUUUACGAGGAAAUUCACCCACCAGACGUGGGUGUUUUUGUGUACAUAACUGACGAUACCUACACCAAAACGCAAGUGCUUCGUAUGGAGCAGCUAAUCCUGAAGGUGCUCGGAUUUGACCUAUCUGUACCAACCAUUUUGGUAUUUACUACCUUCUACUGCGUUAUGUACGACGUGCCGGAUAAGGUGAAAAACAUGUGCAUAGACCUCUGUGAAUUGUCACUGCUGGACGCGGAUCUAUUCCUUACGUAUUUACCGUUGAAGAUUUCGGCCGGUGCUUUGGCUCUCUCCCGCUACACGCUCGAUCUUUCCAUCUGGUUUCGGAUGCUGGAGAUUAAUGCCGACUACCAACUAGAGGAUCUUAAAGACAUCAUUCUGGACUUGAACAAAGUGCACCAGAAGGUGGAAUCGCUGGGACAGCAGGCCAUUAAGGAGAAGUUCAAGGAAAGCUAAUACAUGCAGGUGACAACAGGUGAACUGUCCGAGGAAGCAUUCGACAACAUGUGCAAAUCGUUCACAACGAUACCGUCAGCGCCUGCCGAAACAGAAGCCAGCACGGUGACUGGUUCCGCCCUGAAUCGGAAAGACUCGAUGCGGGAAAUGAUGUCAUCGUUGUUGUUUGUCUAGAGAGACCCCUUUGUCAAUUGUCCUCCUCGUCCUCGUCCUUGCCGAAUGUCCCCACUCCC
Messenger RNA from Ochlerotatus camptorhynchus, 1007 nucleotides. Its product is annotated as G2/mitotic-specific cyclin-A-like. Lineage: Eukaryota; Metazoa; Arthropoda; Insecta; Diptera; Culicidae. The transcript has 2 exons. The record is from RefSeq and is a predicted model, not a curated record. Gene Ontology annotation, molecular function: cyclin-dependent protein serine/threonine kinase regulator activity. Gene Ontology annotation, biological process: mitotic cell cycle phase transition; regulation of cyclin-dependent protein serine/threonine kinase activity. Gene Ontology annotation, cellular component: nucleus; cyclin A2-CDK2 complex; cytoplasm.